Messenger RNA from Rhagoletis pomonella (apple maggot), 744 nucleotides. RefSeq names its product homeobox protein goosecoid-like. Lineage: Eukaryota; Metazoa; Arthropoda; Insecta; Diptera; Tephritidae. Gene Ontology annotation, biological process: regulation of transcription by RNA polymerase II. The transcript is spliced from 3 exons. The record is from RefSeq and is a predicted model, not a curated record. The coding region runs from base 1 to 744 and encodes 247 amino acids. Gene Ontology annotation, molecular function: RNA polymerase II transcription regulatory region sequence-specific DNA binding; DNA-binding transcription factor activity, RNA polymerase II-specific.
AUGGCAGACGAUGGCCGUAUCGCCACUUUUACUGACGAUGACGAUAUUCAACAUAGGGCGGAAUAUCUGAAAAAUCUUAUGCAAAUCGAUGAUCGAUUUGCGUACCCGAACUUCUAUCCAAAUUACAUGCAUGCCGCCGCGGUGGCUCAUGUGGCUGCAGCGCAAAUGCAGGCGCAUGUCAGCGGUCAUGGUGCUGCGGCGGCCGCCUUGGCCGCACACACACAUCCCCACCAUGCGCAUCAUCUGCAUCAUCCUCAUCACCCGCAUCAUCAUGUGGCGCAUCAUUUGGGACAUGGUCCACCGCCGAAACGAAAGCGUCGUCAUCGCACAAUUUUCACCGAGGAACAAUUGGAGCAGCUGGAGGCGACUUUCGAUAAGACACAUUAUCCCGAUGUGGUGUUGCGCGAGCAGUUAGCACUGAAGGUCGAUCUGAAGGAGGAGCGUGUGGAGGUUUGGUUUAAGAAUCGUCGCGCAAAAUGGCGUAAACAAAAGCGUGAGGAACAAGAGCGGCUGCGUAAAUUGCAAGAGGAGCAAUGCAGUGGUGCUGGCAACAACACAUCGACUGGGGUGGCUGGCGCCUCAAGCUUAGGCGCUGUUAACGGCACCGGUGCGGUAAUGGCCGCUGUGGCGAAUCUAAAGUGUGUCGCCGAGGAUUAUGCCAGCCAAUUGAGUCAUCACAUUAAAACGGAUCCUAAUAGUUAUAAUAGCGAUGCGGAUGAGUCAUCGGACUUGGAGGUGGCAUAA